AUCAUCGUUGUCGUCAUCGUCGUCGAUUUUUACCAAACAAGCAAACAAGCGUUGAUUGAUAAGCUGCUCUCUCUUUACGGAUAUAUCUUGAGCAUUUUGAGAGCGUUUAAAAUGCAGUCCGGGGUCGCGGACCGACACGGGUCCCCCAGCAAGAGGACUCUUGCCCGGGGGAUGAGCGAGGACGAGUCCCUGCGCAUCAUCAUCUCGGAGACGGAGACCCCAUCCCGGCGGCUCGCCCGCAGCGACAGCCGAAGCGGAACUCUUAAGAGGAAGAGUGGAAGUCAGCAGUGUGAUCAGGACAUUUUCAAGACCCUGCCUGACGUGAUGGAGCUGCAGGCCAGCUACGAGGAGGUGGUGCAGGAGCGGCGGGGCCUGGAGCUGGAGCGAGAGGCGCUGCUGUUCCAGGUGGACGUGCUGCAGGACUCCCUGGAGAGCGUGGAGGAGCUGCUGGCCGAGGCGCACCGGGAGGCCGGCCAGGCCCGCACGGAAGCGGAGCUGGGGAGGAUGACCAAUAGGACGCUGGAGGACAAAGUCAGAGCGCUGACGACUGAAGUGGAGCGACUGAACGAGGAGAGGGACGCCCUAGCUACCCUUCAGAAACACGCGCUCAUUCUGGAGGAGGCAAAGGCCUACAGCACCCUGGACCAGGAGGCACCCAGCACCCUGGAACAGGAGGCACCCAGCACCCUGGCCCUAGCACCCAGCACCCUGGCCCAGGCCCCCAUCACCCAGGCCCCAGCACCCAGCUCUGAGGAGCCCUGGUCCAGUCCUCUCCAGAAGCUGGCGGACAUCACCCUGUCCAAGAUGAGCACUCUGGCACUGGUGGACCCCCGCCCCCCCGAGGGGGUGCGGGGACGGCCGGACGGGUGGCGGCUGGAGGAGGAGGAGGACGAGAGGAACAACGACACAGACAGCGUGGGGGCCUACGAGGACGCCUCGGCCGACACGCCCGACCUCGACCCCCAGGCCUUCCCGGGGCCCGGGGAGGACGACGACGACGACGACGAGCGGGACGGGGGGGAGGAGGAGGAGAGGGGGGGCGGGACGGACCCCAGGGACCCCAAGGACCAGGACCCGAACAGCUCCUGCGUUCUGUCUUAAGGCUUAAAGUGUGUGUCUCCAGAUGGGUCCUGUGUGUCUUCUGGAGGUUCUGAGGGCCCCACUGCGCCCCCCCCC
This is a messenger RNA of Gadus chalcogrammus (walleye pollock), 1176 nucleotides long. Its product is annotated as leucine-rich repeat flightless-interacting protein 2. The transcript has 6 exons. The record is from RefSeq and is a predicted model, not a curated record. Gene Ontology annotation, biological process: regulation of DNA-templated transcription. Bases 112 to 1101 code for a protein of 329 amino acids. NCBI's taxonomy places the organism in Eukaryota, Metazoa, Chordata, Actinopteri, Gadiformes, Gadidae.